Molecule: messenger RNA, 3025 nt
Organism: Sphaeramia orbicularis (orbiculate cardinalfish)
Lineage: Eukaryota; Metazoa; Chordata; Actinopteri; Kurtiformes; Apogonidae
Gene: chtf18
Product: CTF18, chromosome transmission fidelity factor 18 homolog (S. cerevisiae)
Exons: 22
Coding region: 118-2874 (918 amino acids)
Molecular function (GO): ATP hydrolysis activity; ATP binding
Source: RefSeq, a predicted model, not a curated record
GCCUUUUUACUGAAGCGAUUGUAGAAGUAGAACUAUUUGGGGGAAAAGCAUACUGUGUUUUCGUUGGUUAACUAAGUAUCGGUUCUCCUCUGAACUUGGGGACUUAUUGGAGUCGAAAUGGAUGAAUAUGACGAGCUAUUUGAGAUUGAGGAUAACUUCGAUGAGCAGUUCGCUGAUGAGCUGGAAGUUUUGGCAGAGAUAGAAGAGGACUCUUCAAACCAGGGGAAACGUCCAGGUCCGCGUCCAGAUGAUAUCUCAGACAUACAGCAUCUGCUGGAUCAUCAGCCAAUCACCCCAAAAGCAAAGCGCCAAAAGCAAGACCCAGGUGUGGUCAAGAGACUUUUCACCUCAUCUGAGAUUAAAACAAGUGGAGGUCUGUCGUGGACUGAUGACAUCACACCCCCAUCAUCUCCAGAGCAUUAUGAACCCUCAAACACUGUCAGGUCUGUCCCAGCAAUGUUGGAUAUCAGCGGCUUUGCUACGAUCCCAGAGACACCCAGACGACCUGACAUAGAAACAAGAGCAUCUCUGCGUGUUCUAAAGAGACCGCCUGUGGAGGGGGAUUACAUCAGCGUGACCGACUCCUCAGGGACGCGAGUCUAUCUUCAUCAAAAAGAGGAGACGGGGCCAAAGAUUGCGGACUCCAGAAUAGUGCCAAACUCCCAGGGUUCACUGGGGCUGUUGGCAGUGCCUAUUAGUGUCCUGAGAGAGCAAGAAGCAGAAAAGCGUCAUCAGCAAGUUGUGGAGGAGUCUCAGCGUCUGACAGAGCUGCUAACCAGCAGUGUGAAUGAUGUAUUUAUUGAGCCUGAAAGCAACGAAGAUGGAGAGGAUGAUCCUGAAGAUGCAGAGGGACGAAGCACUCGGCUUUGGGUGGACAGGUUUUCUCCUCGACACUACACAGAACUUCUCAGUGACGAUUUUACAAACCGCUGUUUGCUGAAGUGGUUGAAACUGUGGGACACUGUGGUGUUUGGUAGAGAGAGGAAGUCACGCUCUGCGCGUUCAGACCGACACGCUCUGAACCAGAACUCAUCAAAACCCAAUCAACCCAAUCAGAAUGCAAAUCGCUUCAAGAGCAAAAUUGAAGUGACUGAGGAACUCCUGGAGGCAGAGCUGGACCAGUACAAACGACCCAAAUUUAAGGUGGCUAUGUUGUCUGGUCCUCCAGGUUUGGGGAAGACCACCCUGGCUCAUGUUAUUGCAAAGCAUGCUGGGUACAAUGUGGUGGAAAUCAAUGCCAGUGACGACCGCAGUGCAGAGGUCUUCCAGAAACGCAUCGACACAGCAACACAGAUGAAGUCUGUUUUAGGAGCCAACGAAAGGCCGAACUGCCUCAUUAUUGACGAGAUCGAUGGAGCGCCUGCGGCUGCCAUCAACAUCCUGUUGGCAACACUGAAUAGAAAAGACGGACCCAGUGGGGAAGGAGAGACUGCAAAGAAGAAGAAAAAAAAGGAGUCCAUCCUGCAACGGCCAAUCAUCUGUAUCUGUAACGACCUUUAUGUUCCAGCUCUCAGACCCCUCCGACAGCAGGCCUUCCUCCUGGCCUUCCCUCAGACUCAGCCCUCCCGCCUGACGCAGAGGCUGGCAGAAAUCUCACUGCGUCAGGGGAUGAAGGCGGACACUGGUACUCUGAUGUCUCUGUGUGAGAAGACCGACAAUGACAUCAGGUCUUGUAUCAACACACUGCAGUUCCUCCACAGCCGCGGCCACACACAGCUGAACGCAAAGACGAUCCAGAGUGUGUCGGUGGGACAGAAGGACCAGAACAAAGGACUGUUCCAUCUGUGGCAGGAGAUCUUCCAGUUGCCUCGCACAAAACGAAAACGUGUUGGUGAGGGGUAUGAGGAGGCACCAGGUUCAGGAGGAGGAGCUCAGAGGUUCCAACACAUUCUGCAUCUGGCCUCCUCUAGUGGAGAGUAUGAAAAAGUUGCACAGGGUCUGCAUGAUAACUACUUGUCCAUGCGUGUGCGGGACCCCAACCUGCAUGGUGUUUGCGAGGCUCUGGAGUGGUUGUCGUUCUCAGACAGACUGAACAAAGUCAUUCUGCACGGACAGAACUUCACCAUGAUGAAAUAUUUGCCCUUCCUGUCCGUCUCUUUCCACUUCCUGUUUGCUCACACCAACGUUCCCCGCAUCAGCUACCCCCACAGCCAGCACGAGGUGUCGACUCGCAUCCUCAGCAGCAGGAAUACCUUGACUACAAUGCUCAAUGACAUCCCAGCAUGCAUCAGAAUGAGGAUCAGCCAGCUCAGCCUGACCCUAGAUAUUCUCACGCUGCUCCUCGACAUCAUCUGUCCCAAACUACGACCUGUGAAUCCACAGCUGUUCAGCAGUAGAGAGAAGGAGCAGAUGCAUGAGCUCAUUGACACUAUGUUGGCCUACAACCUCUCGUACAGACAAGAUCGAACGCCUGAAGGACAGUACACAUACGUCCUGGAGCCACGUGUUGAGGAGCUGGUGAAGUUUCCAGGCCUGCCUCCACGCCGUCAGCUCACGUAUCAGGCCAAACAGACCAUCAGCAGAGAGAUGGAGCAGGAGAAGAUGAGGAGAGCCGAGCAGCUGCUGAUGCAACGAAACCCCGUAGUGAAGCAGAAAGAAAAAGAAAGUGCUGCAUCAAAACCAACCAGGAACCAUCAACAGAGACUGGAGAAUAUUGUCAAACAGACCACAGUGGAAACGAGGCCGGAGGUGGACUUCUUUGGUCGAGCCGUUGCCCCUAAACCACAGAGACCACAGCCGUCCUCAGACUCAGGUGAGAAAUGCGCAGUUCUGUCAAUGGGGACGGCGGUGGGCAACAGUGACGUGUGGUUCCGGUUCAACGAAGGCAUGUCCAACGCCGUCAGACGAAAUGUCUACAUCAGAGAGCUACUGUAACACCCAAAACACAUACAGACACACCUCAUUUUCAGCUGCUUGUUUUCCCUGUUUUCUAUGUAAAAGCAUCUCAGUGAAUCCGUGUGAUAAAUUCAAAACAGUCUUUAUUUUGAUUGACAGUGUAAAGAGCCAAUAAAAACGUGUUGUUGAA